GUACUGCAGAGUGUCGUCCCAUGUGUGCGGCAGGGAAUGAGUUAACGGCCAGGGGUGCUUGAGGAAAUUGAGGAGAUUAAGGAGCUGCAAAGCAGUCACAUGAUAAGUGCAUCAUAGGACUGAGAGGGCGUCCUAUUUCUCUCGCUCUCUAAGGCAACCAGUGUUAAAAAGUAGGAGCCACACAUUCUCCCCCCCCCUGCAGCCCUGGGUACCGUGCCAGAGAGACCGGACGUGUCUGUUAGGAUUCUAGAAGGACCAUUCUGUCUGUUCAUCCAUCGCCAAGAUGGAUCACAGUCACCACGGGGCCAUGGACAACAUGGACAUGAUGUCGACAUCUGAUCCACAUGCCGGACACGUUCACCCAACCACGGCAGGACACGACCACGGAGGCGAAAGUGGCGGUGGCAUGCAUAUGAUGCGCAUGACGUUUUACUUCGGCUACACGAACGUUGAGUUGCUUUUCUCCGGUCUGGUGAUAAAUUCAGGGGGAGAGAUGGCGGGUGCCUUCGUGGCAGUGUUUCUGCUGGCAGUAUUGUAUGAAGGACUGAAAAUUGCUCGGGAAAGCUUGCUACGGAAGUCACAAGUCAGCAUUCGCUAUAACUCCAUGCCCGUACCGGGGCCUAACGGAACCACUCUGAUGGAGACACACAAAACCGUGGGGCAGCAGAUGAUCAGUUUGCCGCACAUCCUGCAGACCUUCCUUCAUAUAAUCCAGGUGGUGGUCAGCUAUUUCCUGAUGUUGGUCUUCAUGACGUACAAUGCGUAUCUGUGUAUCGCGGUGGCAGCUGGAGCCGGCACGGGUUACUUCCUGUUUAGCUGGAAGAAGGCAGUGGUGGUGGAUAUAACGGAACACUGCCAUUAACGAUGAUUCUCCUUGGCAUCUCUUGCCUCUUCCUGGCCUCAUGACAUGGAUAAAGUUUUUUUUUGUUUAGCAUCUCCCAAAGAGGCGCAUGUAACUAGGAUAAACCUCCAUCAGUGCCUUUUCUAAAAGUGGCCACUGGGUCUAGAAUUAACACUUAGACUCGAAUGCUCUCAUAGGUUUUCUGCAGUGCCAGCCAAGUCUGAUGGCAUCCAGCAUUGCAAAUGUUGGAUCUUCACCGGAUCUGUGUUGGCCAAGCCUUUUGUUUUUUCUUUUCUUCCAGUAAGUGGCAUCUGUAGGAAGCCCUAUUCCACCAUUCCUGUGGAAUGGGAGAUAUUUACAAUCUGACACCAAAAUAAUAAAAGAGAAACCCACAAUUUGUUCCCGCGUCUAGUGGCACCAACAACCAAUUUGUGACCUGUAUUACUCAUGUACCCACUUAGAAGAAGCAGUGACAUCCAAGAGACAGCAGACAUGGCCUCUGGAAAUGCUGUACCCGCACUGCAAUGUGAAAUCUCUGUGGAUCUCACUGAACUCUAAAUCCCUCUUAUCAAACCAGCUUUAUUUUUAAAGCCAGUUCUUCACACAUACCCUUUGUCCAAUGUCCUGCAGAUUUCUGUCCAGAGUUUUACCUUCCUAAAUUAACUCACAGACAAUUCAGGUUAAUCCUCAAUAGCAUUUCUAAUUCUCUAUGUAAUAUUUUAUUUUAAUCCCUUUCAGUGUUUUGAUAAACUUAAAUUUCUUCGGAAUUGAUUUUCUAAUUGCAAAUCUUCAUUCUGGAACGUUAAAGAAAUUAAUCUUCCAGCUUUUAUGAAAUUACGGCCAUCAAGUGUCUUAAGUGGCCAUUAAGUGACUCCCAAGUGUCAUGAAAUCAAAGAGCGCCAUGCAAGAUACCGAAGUUGUUAACGUAGUAAUGUUGCAGAGACGCUGGCAGAUGCUCAUUUAGGGUGCAGAAAUCUGCAAUACAAUGUGUUCCAUUUUUUUUUAAGUUUCUGUUGUGUAUUUUUAGUAAAAUAAUGUGAAGAUCUUAUGAAGUCUGAUUUGCAUAGAGAAAACCUGAAGGGAAAGUGUAAAAUCAAACCUUUUAAUAAAAUAAAACUGCAGUAA
Messenger RNA from Pelobates fuscus (common spadefoot toad), 1966 nucleotides. It is a transcript of the gene SLC31A1, whose product is annotated as solute carrier family 31 member 1. The coding region runs from base 284 to 862 and encodes 192 amino acids. The transcript has 5 exons. NCBI's taxonomy places the organism in Eukaryota, Metazoa, Chordata, Amphibia, Anura, Pelobatidae. Gene Ontology annotation, biological process: copper ion transmembrane transport. Gene Ontology annotation, cellular component: plasma membrane. The record is from RefSeq and is a predicted model, not a curated record. Gene Ontology annotation, molecular function: copper ion transmembrane transporter activity.